Fomitopsis serialis is the source of this 601-nucleotide messenger RNA. RefSeq names its product histone H2A. Gene Ontology annotation, cellular component: nucleosome. The coding region runs from base 1 to 468 and encodes 155 amino acids. NCBI's taxonomy places the organism in Eukaryota, Fungi, Basidiomycota, Agaricomycetes, Polyporales, Fomitopsidaceae. The transcript is spliced from 5 exons. Gene Ontology annotation, molecular function: DNA binding; structural constituent of chromatin; protein heterodimerization activity. The record is from RefSeq and is a predicted model, not a curated record.
AUGGCUUAUGAAGCCGUGCUCUAUGUUUCUUUCAGUUCUGGCAGAACCAUUAGAGACCUUGGCAAGUCUUCCUCUGGCAAGGCUGGUGGUGAGACUGGCAAGUCGCAGUCGCGCUCUGCCAAGGCCGGUCUCCAGUUCCCCGUUGGUCGUGUCCACCGUCUCUUGAAGAAGGGCAACUACGCCCAGCGUGUGGGUGCUGGUGCUCCUGUGUACCUCGCCGCCGUGCUCGAGUACCUUGCUGCCGAGAUCUUGGAACUGGCAGGCAAUGCAGCCCGCGAUAACAAGAAGCAGCGUAUCGUCCCACGUCACUUGCAGCUCGCAAUCCGUAACGAUGAGGAGUUGAACAAGCUACUCGGCGAUGUUGUCAUCAGCCAAGGCGGUGUCGUGCCCUUCAUUCUCCCCGAGCUUCUCCCAUCAAAAUCGAACAAGGGCAAGAAGGAGGGUGCCUCGCAGAGGUGUAGACGUUAGGAUGUUGUGUCUAUGUCAUGAUCGUGUCAGGAUUGUAUUGUGUAUCAGUUCGUGUCUACUGUGUCCCUUAAUUCGUGUCGUAUGUGUAUGUCUAUGAGCAACCCAAGCUGGAUGCCCCAGGAUUUGUUUGACC